This is a messenger RNA of Chanos chanos (milkfish), 1359 nucleotides long. It is a transcript of the gene cndp1, whose product is annotated as carnosine dipeptidase 1. Gene Ontology annotation, molecular function: dipeptidase activity. NCBI's taxonomy places the organism in Eukaryota, Metazoa, Chordata, Actinopteri, Gonorynchiformes, Chanidae. The transcript is spliced from 11 exons. The coding region runs from base 1 to 1359 and encodes 452 amino acids. Gene Ontology annotation, biological process: proteolysis. Gene Ontology annotation, cellular component: cytosol. The record is from RefSeq and is a predicted model, not a curated record.
AUGUCUUUCCUUCCCAAAUUGACUCAGUUUGUAGACAACCAUCAAGAGGAAUACAUAGAGGCUUUGAGGCAGUGGGUUGCUGUGGAAAGUGACUCUAGUGAUAUAACAAAGAGGCCAGAGUUACACCGUAUGAUGGACAUGACAGCAGAGAAACUGCGUCUUAUGGGAGGGAAAGUGGAGCUUGUUGACAUUGGAAAACAAGAGCUGACAAAUGGUGAUGUAAUAUCUUUGCCAAAAGUUGUAACUGCCCAGUUUGGUAAUGAUCCCAGUAAAGACACUGUCUGUGUCUACGGUCAUGUGGAUGUACAGCCGGCCAAGAUAGAAGACGGGUGGGCUACAGACCCCUACAACUUGACUGACAUUAAUGGAAACCUGUACGGCAGAGGAGCAUCUGAUAAUAAGGCUCCAGUGCUGGCUUGGAUCCAUGCUGUGGAAGCCUACCAAGCUCUUAACAUUGACCUGCCCGUUAAUGUUAAGUUCUUAAUUGAGGGGAUGGAGGAGACCGGGUCCAAUGGCCUGGAUGCCAUGAUCAUGGCUCAGAGAGAAACAUUCUUUUCAGAUGUGGAUUACAUUGUCAUCUCUGAUUGUGGCUGGCUAAGCAAACGCCCUGCACUGACCUAUGGAACUAGAGGCAACUGUUACUUCUUUGCAGAGAUAGAGGGGCCUAAGCAGGAUUUGCAUUCAGGCGUUUAUGGGGGUACAGUGAUCGAGCCAAUGACAGAUCUCAUUGGCAUUUUAGACACUCUAAUUAGCCCAAGUGGAACAAUCCUUAUCCCAGGGAUCAGGGAAGCAGUAGCUCCCUUUUCAGAUGAGGAGUGGAAGAUGUAUCAGGACAUUGAGUUUGACAUAGAAAAUUAUAAGGAAAAGAUUGGCAUCAGCCAACUCAUGUACAGCAAUAAGGUUGACUUGCUUGCUCAUCGAUGGCGCUACCCAACUCUGUCUAUCCAUGGCAUAGAGGGUGCUUUCUCUGCUCCAGGCUCAAAGACUGUCAUACCUGCUAAGGUCACUGCCAAGUUCUCUAUCCGCCAGGUUCCUAACAUGGACCCAGCGGUGGUGAAGAAACAGGUGACGGACUACCUGCACUCUGUCUUUGCAAAACGGAAGAGCCCCAAUAAACUGAAGGUGACCAUGAUCAUUGGGGCAAAGCCCUGGUUGGCUGACACACAGCAUACCUUGUAUGAAGCUGGAAAAGCGGCAGUCAAGAGAGUAUUUAACAUGGAGCCUGACUUGAUCCGUGAGGGGGGCACAAUCCCUAUUGCCAGGACAUUCCAGGAUGUGACAGGAAAGAGUAUAAUCAUGCUUCCGAUUGGUGGCUUUGAUGAUGGACUGCACUCCCAGAAUGAGAAGAUGAGCAGGUAA